CAGUGCUGCCGACGUACCUGAACAGACGCCGUAAACCUCCCUUCGAGCUCUCGAAUUGCAACCCCUCCACAAGCAGGCAACCGCCAAAUCUCACACCAUCAUCGCAGUUGGGAUACACGGCCCUCAUCAAUAUUAGAUACCUCUAUCACCCCAAGCUGCAAGUGAUCUCGACUGAACAGGUGACGUAUCGACUCUCGUCACCAUGUCGGAAGGCCCUCUCUUCAAGCCGGAGAAGGACUUCUCCAAGGAUGCCGACAAGCUCAUUCCAGAGGCGGAGGCGCUUGCAAAGACGGACGUGCAAGCAGCCAUCGACAAGCUCUUGGUGUUGGAGAAGCAGGCAAGACAGGCUUCGGAUCUUGCGACUACCUCUAGAAUCCUCCUCACCAUUGUUACGCUAAGCAAGGACUCGGGCGACUGGGGCUUAUUAAACGACCAGGUUCUCUUGCUGUCCAAGAAGCAUGGACAACUCAAGCAGGCCAUCACGAAGAUGGUGCAGAAAGUGAUGAGCUUCCUGGAUGAGACACCUAAUAUGGAAGUGAAAUUGUCCGUGAUUGAAACCUUGCGGACGGUGACGGAAGGAAAGAUUUUCGUUGAGGUCGAGAGAGCUCGAGUUACGCGUAUCUUGUCCGACAUUAAGAAGGCUCAAGGCGAUUUGAAUGCCGCUGCGGAUAUCCUUUGCGAGCUGCAGGUGGAGACCUUCGGGUCCAUGAGCAGGAGAGAAAAGACGGAGUUCAUCCUAGAGCAAGUGUCACUUUGCAUUGAGCGAGGAGAUUGGACACAGGCUGGAAUCCUGAGUCGCAAGAUCAACAACAAGAAAUAUUUUGCCCGCAAACCCAAGAAGUCUCCCGAGCAGCUCGAGAAGGAAAAGAAGGAGGCUGAGGAAAAGGAAAAGACUCGCGAGCCUGAUGAGCCGCCAGCAGAGGUUGACGAGGAUGUAACGGAUCUGAAGCUGCGUUACUAUGAGCAGCAGAUUAUCCUUGCCAACCACGACCACAAGUACCUGGAGGUUUGCAAGCACUACCGGGAGGUUCUGGACACCGAGUCUGUCGAGAACAACCCGGAGCAGCUCCGUGCCGUUCUUGCGAGAAUCAUCUACUACAUUGUGCUGUCUCCCUACGAUAACGAGCAGUCCGAUCUGCUGCACCGUAUCCAACAAGAUAGCCGCAUCUCUGCGGUACCGGUCGAAGCCCGUCUGAUCAAGCUGUUCACCAUUUCUGAGCUGAUGCGCUGGCCCAUGGUUGCUGAACAGUUUGGUCCCCACCUGACCAGCACCGACGUCUUCAGCGCCCAGCCGAGUGGCACUUCCGAUGACCAGGCCUACACGAGAUGGCAGGACCUGCGGAAACGCGUGAUCGAGCACAACGUGCGUGUAGUGGCCAAGUAUUACACUCGCAUCCAGAUGGGUCGUCUGACGGAGCUUCUGGAUCUGAACGAGGACGAGACGGAGAAGUACAUCAGCGACCUGGUUACCUCCAAGACAAUAUACGCCAAGAUCGACCGUCCUGCACGAGUGAUCAACUUUGCCAAGCCCCGUGAUGCGGAUGAUGUGCUGAACGAAUGGAGCAGCGACAUGAAGAACCUGCUGGAUCUUCUGGAGCGCAUCGACCACUUGAUCACCAAGGAGGAGAUGAUGGCGCGGAUUUUACCGACUCGAAGUGAGAAGGCGCGGGCUCACUAGGGCUUUUGAUGAAUGGAUGAGGGCGGAAUGCGGGCAUGUAAAAUAAUCGCAUUGUCGGGCAGUCAGGGGGUUGUAGCCAGACGCUAUUAAAGUAAGACCAUG
Messenger RNA from Paecilomyces variotii, 1780 nucleotides. Its product is annotated as putative proteasome regulatory particle subunit. Gene Ontology annotation, cellular component: nuclear proteasome complex; proteasome regulatory particle, lid subcomplex; cytoplasm. The transcript has 5 exons. The coding region runs from base 203 to 1678 and encodes 491 amino acids. Lineage: Eukaryota; Fungi; Ascomycota; Eurotiomycetes; Eurotiales; Thermoascaceae. The record is from RefSeq and is a predicted model, not a curated record.